Messenger RNA from Moneuplotes crassus, 1202 nucleotides. Lineage: Eukaryota; Ciliophora; Spirotrichea; Euplotida; Euplotidae. The record is from the annotation of a GenBank genome assembly.
GGAACAUGGUAAAAUGCCUGAUAUGAACGCUCUUUUUGGCCAAAAUAUGCUUCAAGAUCCACAAGAUAUUGAGAAUGCUCAAUCCUUCCAGGAUUUGUUUUCUGAAUACAUGGCAAAAAUUCAAAAGAGGAAGGCUAUUAGCAUGGGAUUUGCUUCUGGAGUAAUCUCUUUGCUCACUUCACCUCUCCUGACGCUUGGAAUGAUCAAGCAGUUAUCCAUUCCAAAUGGAUAUUACAAAACCUAUAACGACUUCAAGUCUACAAAAGCUCAAGGAAGUUUUCAAAGAGUUAAAAAUGAUUCCCAAGGAGCUGGAAAUGCUGCAAAAUAUGGAGCUAGAAGGGUAGAUCUACCUUAUAAGCCUAUCAAUGUCAACACAUAUAUGGAGGCUACACACGCACUUAUGAGACAAGGACUUACCUCUUUCUUCAAAGGAAAUGGCAUCAGAUGACUACAUAUGUGCCUCUUCCAGUAUAUUAGAACUGAUCUCUCCCUCAGGAUCGAUCAAAUGUACGGACAAGAUAAAGAGCACGAGAACUAUGUCUUGAACCUCCUCAAAAAUGCUCCUUUACUCAAAGAAUUCCUUGUUGCUUCAGCUGCAGAUUUUGUUCUUCAUCCUCUUCACUGAGCAGAGGCAAGAUUUGUGCUUCAACACAGAUCAAUGAACUUCUGUGUUUACCCUACUCUAUUCUCGUUCUUCAAGUCUUCAUACGGGGAGAUGUGGAGAGGUAUUCUACUUCAUGCUCCAAAGAACAUGUUGCUUGCACUAACUGGAGUUUCGUUCAUAAAUUCUUCUAACUGGAUUAUGUACUGAAUUCCCUUCCUUGUGUAUCCAUUCCUUACCAUCCAGAGAAGGAUCGAAUGCCAAAGCAUCAAGAAGGGCAUGCUCCAAACCAAAUACAGAGGAUUCUUUAGCGGAAUGUACCAAAUUCUCAAGAAUGAAGGUCCUUUGUCUCUUUACAGAGGAUUUCCUGCUUUCUUUUUGGCAACAACACUUUGGAUGCUCUGCGUCCCUUCAAUUUCAAAUUGGUACAUGGAAAACUCUCCUUGGGCUAACCAAGAAACCAGAGAUAUUAAAUUCAGAGAUGAAAUGGACCCUGCAAGAAGGUAUGAAGAGUACGAAGAUGAUGAUAUUGAUGAUGAGGAUCUCCGUGCUGCAGCCAAGAGCCAAUAAACCAUUUAUUUCAAUCACUGGGAAACAUUUC